CUUGGGCAGACCCAUGGGACAAGUGGCCUCCUGGCUGGGGUGCCUCUGUCCCAUCACGCUGUUACCCACUGAACAGUGUGGGUGCUUACUUUGUACUGGUACUUGGCUGUCACCACAGCCCUGAGGUGGGGCCAACGCUGGCCUUGGCUGGUGAGACCAGGGCUCAGGGAGAAGAGACACCUUGCCCAAGUUCACGCCAAGCUAGGACUUGAGCCAAGCCCUCGCUGACUCCAGCGCCCAUACUCAGCCACAACAUUAUAGUUCCUGCUCCUGCCUCUGUGUUUAGCUGACCCCGUGCCAGGCGAUAGGAAUCCAAAGAGGAGCCCUGCUUGUUACUGCAAAGUUCCAACAUGACCAGCUCCUGCCGUGCGCCAGGCCCCUCCUGCGGCCCCUCACACUUCGCACCCCUUGUGUCAUCUCUGGCCCUCCAGGCUCCUCACCUGGGAGCAGGGCGCGUGAUGGUGGUAAAAAUAGGUAUGACAGUGUGUGAAGUGGGAGGGAGGGAGGUGGGCAGCUGAGCCCCUGCACUAGAGAAGGUGCCAGCCUCCCAGCCCUGGAGCCCAGUUCGGAGCCCCGCCCCUUCCCCCUCAGUGGCGGGCCCUGUCACCGGGUCUGGGAGGCCCCUUGCUCAGGUUCUUGCUCUCGAGGGUCACCUCAGUCUGGCUUAUACUCCGCGAACCAAAGCAAGGAGGAGCAGCUCACAGAGCGGUCCUGGCUGCCACCCAAGACCCCCACCAGUGCCCUCGGGGAUGCCUCAUCACCCUGGCUUCUUGGCCCGCCGCGUUCCCUCCGUCCCCGGCCUGUGGAGGCGUUUCUGAGUCCCUGGCCCCAUGUCCAAGCCCCCAUGGCAGGCACUGCAGAGGUGAGCCGGGGGCAGCCACGGCGGGUGAGCAUGCGGGAGCACAUGGCCAUUGACGUGAGCCCCGGCCCCAUCCGGCCCAUCCGUCUCAUUUCCGACUACUUCCCGCAUUUCUACCCCUUCGCUGAGCAUACCCUGCGCACCCCCGAGCCACAGCCUGCAGUGACCCCCGCACCCCAGCCGCAGCCCGACCCAGAGCCAGAGGGAGAUUCAGAUGACAGCACUUCCCUGGGCACCCUCGAGUUCACGCUUCUUUUUGACGCGGACAACAGCGCUCUGCACUGCACAGCUCACCGUGCCAAGGGUCUCAAGCCACCGGCCUCAGGCUCUGUGGACACCUAUGUCAAAGCCAAUCUGCUGCCAGGGGCCAGCAAGGCCAGCCAGCUGCGGACCCGUACGGUUCGGGGCACAAGGGGGCCUGUCUGGGAGGAGACACUCACCUACCACGGCUUCACCCGCCAGGAUGCUGGGCGGAAGACUCUGCGGCUGUGUGUGUGUGAGGACCCACGGCUGCGGCGACGGCGGCGGGCGCCUCCCCUGGGGGAACUGCGGGUGCCCCUGAGGAAGCUGGUGCCGAACCGAGCCAGGAGCUUCGACGUGUGUCUGGAGAAGCGGAAGCUGACCAAGAGACCCAAGAGCCUGGACACAGCACGUGGCAUGUCCCUGUAUGAGGAGGAGGAGGUGGAGGCAGCAGGGGAGGAGCGGGGACGCAUCCUGCUGUCCCUGUGCUACAGCUCUCGGCGGGGCGGCCUGCUGGUGGCUGUGCUGCGCUGUGCCCACCUCGCCCCCAUGGAUGCCAACGGCUACUCGGACCCCUUUGUCCGCCUUUUCCUGCAUCCAAAUGUGGGGAAGAGAUCUAAAUACAAGACCAGUGUUCGGAAGAAGACCCUGAACCCCGAGUUCAAUGAGGAGUUCUUCUAUGCAGGCCCAAGGGAGGAGCUGGCCCAGAAGACGCUGCUGGUGUCUGUGUGGGACCAUGACCUGGGCACAGCUGACGACUUCAUUGGUGGGGUACAGCUGAGUAGCCAGGCUGGCGGGGAACGCCAGUGGCACUGGUGUGAAUGCCUGGGCCGCAGUGACCACCGACUGGAGCUGUGGCACCCGCUGGACGGCGUGUCCCUCCAGCUCAGCGACUAGAAGGGGUACCCGGCCUGGCCCUGCUCAUCACCCUCCCGAAAACUGACCCGUAGAGCUGGGAGGACCCAGAGCUGCCUCACCCACUAUACCGAGCCCCACGUCAAACUGUUUGCUUUCCUGCCCACCCUUCCCAGUUCAUCCCGCGGCCCAUCACAAAGCAAGAAUAAAGCUGCGGACCAGA
Molecule: messenger RNA, 2177 nt
Organism: Neogale vison (American mink)
Lineage: Eukaryota; Metazoa; Chordata; Mammalia; Carnivora; Mustelidae
Product: double C2-like domain-containing protein gamma
Exons: 12
Coding region: 845-1996 (383 amino acids)
Cellular component (GO): membrane
Source: RefSeq, a predicted model, not a curated record